AAAAUAGGCUCAGUAUCCAUAAUCCAUAAUGUCGUCCGACUCCGAGUCCGAGCCCGAGCGGCGCCAGAGCGUGAGCGCCGCGAACCUGCCGCGCUGCGUCGAGUGCGGCGGCUUCGGCGUGGGGCUCGUGACCAACCCGCAGCGGCUCUGCACGCACUGCGCGCGCCUGACGAAGGCCUUCUUCGACCCGGAGAGCAGCAGAUUCUGCAGGGACGAGGGCUUCGUGGACAUUUCGCCCGCGGCCGACGGUGGUGUGCUCAAGAAGAUUAUUCGGGAGGGGGAGGCACCCGGCAAGCAGAAGCUGGAGGAAGGCUGCCCCACGUUCGUGCAGUAUGUGGGGCGCCUGAUGGACGGUUCCAUCUUCGACACGACACGAGAUAUGAUUGACGGGAGGCAUGUGGGCGGCACGGACGACCCGUUCGAGUUCCAGCUUGGUCGACAGAAGGUGAUCAAGGGUUGGGACAUCGGCGUGGCAACGAUGAAUGUGGGCGAGAUCGCGCGCUUCAUCAUCGCCCCGGAGUACGGAUAUGGACACGAGGGUUUUGCGCCCAAGGUCGAGCCAGAUGAGACGCUGGACUUUGAGAUCGAGCUGCUGAGCUUCAAGGAUGCCCUGCCUCGCUUCCCUACCCAAGCCGAAUUGGCGGAAUCGCGGAAGAAGCAGUACGAGGACGACAAGAAGAUGCUGGAGGAAAACCCUCCACCUACCGUCGGUAGGGAUUGUUCGUCUCCAUUGAUUCAAGUGGACUUUGUCUAAUGCGGUGUGCUGUGGGUUGAUAGAUGAGCGCAUUGAAAGCGCUUUGGAGCAGAAGGAAAAGGGCAACGCGUUGAUCGCGAAGAAGGACUACGAUCAGGCUCAAAAGUGCUACGACUCGGUAAGCCUAUCUGCGGAAUGUAUUAUGGGACUACCCAUGCUUAUGGCGAUUGACUGUUUGUAGGGUUUCGUGCACAUCUUCUACGCAAAAGAGGAAUGGGAGAACUUUGUGUCCCAGGAAGACAAGGACAAGGUCAACAAAGUGAAGCUGGUGCUGUACCUAAACCGAGCACUGUGUAAGAUCAAGCUUGCGAAGAUCGAGGAUGCCCUCUGGGACUGCGAUCAGGUAGAAGUUUCAUGCAAAGUGUCGCCGAUCAUCACCAAAAUUGACCGUGUGUUGCUUGCCUAGGCCAUCCUCAUUGACCCGAAGAACAGCAAGGGCCACUUCCGUCGUGGCCUCGUGUUCACAGAGAAGCUGA
Messenger RNA from Phytophthora sojae, 1230 nucleotides. RefSeq lists its product as hypothetical. Gene Ontology annotation, molecular function: peptidyl-prolyl cis-trans isomerase activity. The record is from RefSeq and is a predicted model, not a curated record. The coding region runs from base 29 to 754 and encodes 241 amino acids. The transcript is spliced from 5 exons. Gene Ontology annotation, cellular component: cytoplasm. Gene Ontology annotation, biological process: protein peptidyl-prolyl isomerization. Lineage: Eukaryota; Oomycota; Peronosporomycetes; Peronosporales; Peronosporaceae.